Molecule: messenger RNA, 1635 nt
Organism: Helianthus annuus (common sunflower)
Lineage: Eukaryota; Viridiplantae; Streptophyta; Magnoliopsida; Asterales; Asteraceae
Product: low-temperature-induced cysteine proteinase
Exons: 5
Coding region: 45-1436 (463 amino acids)
Cellular component (GO): lysosome
Molecular function (GO): cysteine-type endopeptidase activity
Source: RefSeq, a predicted model, not a curated record
ACCAUAUUCACUCCAUCCGUCUCCUCUUCUACCUUUCUACCACAAUGAAGCUCUCUAUCGUAGUACUUUUCGCUCUAUUCGCGGUAUCGUCCGCGAUCGACAUGUCGAUCAUCCGCUACGACGCGGAACACAUGCCCGCCACCUCGCGUACCGAUGACGAAGUCAACGGUAUGUACGAGUCAUGGCUUGUUAAACACGGCAAAUUCUACAACGCCCUUGGAGAGAAAGAAAAGAGGCUAGAGAUCUUUAAAGAUAAUCUUAAGUAUAUCGAUGAACAUAACUCGGGUGAUCACUCGUAUAAACUUGGACUUAACAAGUUUGCUGAUCUGUCCGUUGAAGAGUACCGGUCUACUUACACCGGUGUUAAGAAGAUCGAUUCGAAGCCGAAGGUGAAUGGCGUUAAAAGCGAUCGGUACGCGGUUCGAGCCGGUGACGAUCUCCCGGAUUCCGUUGACUGGAGGACCAAAGGGGCCGUUGCUGCUGUUAAAGAUCAAGGAAGCUGUGGGAGUUGUUGGGCGUUUUCGACCAUCGGAUCAGUGGAAGCUGUAAACCAGAUCGUAACCGGUGAUCUAAUUACAUUAUCUGAACAAGAGUUGGUAGAUUGCGACACAUCGUACAACGAAGGAUGCAAUGGUGGUGAUAUGGAUUAUGCUUUUGAUUUCAUCGUCAAGAAUGGCGGUAUUGACACCGACACAGACUAUCCUUACACGGGCAAGGAUGGUAAAUGUGAUAGUAAAAGGAAAAACGCAAAGGUUGUUUCGAUUGAUAGUUAUGAAGAUGUUCCUGUGAAUGAUGAGGCGGCAUUGAAGAAGGCUGCUGCAAACCAACCUAUUACUGUUGCUAUUGAAGGGAGUAGCCGAGAUUUCCAGCUCUACACUUCGGGUGUCUUUAGUGGUUCAUGUGGAACCGCUUUGGACCAUGGUGUAGUUGUGGUUGGGUACGGGACGGAAAAUGGCAAGGACUACUGGAUUGUUAGGAACUCAUGGGGUGCGGAAUGGGGUGAACAAGGCUACAUAAGAAUGGAACGCAACAUAAAACAAAAAACAGGUAAAUGUGGAAUUGCAAUGGAGGCAUCUUACCCAAUCAAGAACGGUCUUAACCCACCAACCCCCACUCCAUCACCACCAACCCCCACUCCAUCACCACCGACCCCCGUCACACCCGAAGUUGUUUGUGACAAGCACUCCACGUGCCCUCAAAGCACCACUUGCUGUUGCGUCUUUAGUUUCCGCAACUCUUGCCUUUCAUGGGGUUGUUGUCCUUUGGAAGGCGCCUCGUGCUGUGAUGAUCACUACAGUUGCUGCCCACACGAUUACCCCGUUUGCAAUGUCCGUCGUGGCACAUGCUCAAAGAGUACAAAUAGCCCAUUGGAAAUUAAGGCAUUGAAGCGUAUUCUUGCUACACCAACUUAUACCAAUGAGAGGAAGACUGCCUGAGAAGCAUGGCUGCCAUGGGAGGCUGUUAUUAUUUAAGACUUUUAAGUUUAAUCUGAAAAAAAAAAAAAAAACAAACAAACAAACAAUUUGAUUUAUCAUCUGGCAAUCAGAUGCUCAUUCGUACAUAUUGUAUUGAUUUCUGUACUCAAUUUCAGCAACAUUGCUUUCCUCUAAUUAAAAUCUUUCUUUUACUUUAUUA